AUGGAAAAUACUACUACUACUACCACUACUAACAAUAAUAAUAAUAAUAGUAAUAAUCGAACAAUUGGUAAUGUAAAUUCGUCUUCCACAACAACAACAAAUUCAGCUACAACAUCAUCGAAUUCAACAUCAACUAUUCGACAAAGUCAUAAACGUACUUUUUCCGAAUCAGAUUCAUCAUCACGUACUGAACGACAUUUAUGUUCUUUUUCUCAUUUAUGGAUUAUUAAUUAUCUAUCAUCAUAUAUUGAUGAUUCAAAUUCAACGUGUCUUCAAUCAGAAACAUUUUCACCUGUUAAUACUCCUUAUUCAAAUACUCGAUGGAGUCUAAAAUUAUAUCCACGUGGUUUAAAUGAAAAACAACAUACAAAUAAUAAUAUUGCAAUAUUUCUCAAAUAUGUCAGUGGUACAAUGCCAACAAUUAAAGCCAAAGCUGAAUUUAGUGUUGUUAGUCGAAAUAAUGAACUUGUUAUGUUACGUUCAACAAAUUUUCAUACAUUUUCUUCAGGAAAUGAUUGGGGUUAUUCAGAAUUUCUUGAUGGAAAUUAUUUAAAUUCUCGUCGUAAUGAUCUUUUAACCGAUGAUCGUCUUCGUGUUUAUGUUCGUGUAAUAUUAGUUGAUGAAAAAGAAAGUACAACUGGUGAUUUAUUUCAUCCCUCUCAUAAUCAUAAUCAUCAUCAUCACCAUCACCAUCAUCCACCACCCAUUUUACCUCCUCCGCCACCUCAACAAACAAAUUCUGUUAUAAAAAAUCAAGCAUCAACUUCAUCAUCAUCUGCAUCAUCAUCAUCUACACCAUCUGUAAUAAAUUCGAAUCCAUCAACUACACCAUCACCACCAACAACUGUUGUAUCUGGUUUAUUCAUCGAUGAUAAAGAACGUUUUAAAUCAUUAGAACUUUUAUCCAAUCAAAUUAAAAUACUUCUCGAUGACGAACGUUUUACUGAUGUAAAUAUUCAUGUUAUAUCAAAACAACAACGACAUCAACAACAACUGCAAGAAAAUAAAAAUGAUGAUAAUCGAAAAUCUCCGCGAGUUCGACGAACUUCUACCAAACAACAUCCAUCAUGUUCUUCAUGUCAUUGUAGAUCCCAGAAAUUAAAACUAAAUUUAAAAAAUAAUGAACAAAUAUUUGAUCAACAUGAACAAUCAUCAUCAGUUAUUUCCAAAGAUUGCGAGUCAAAUAAUAAUAAUUCAAUCGAGUCUCGGUCAUGUCAACUUUCGUUAACACGUCGAGCAACUCGUUCAACAACAUCUUUGCUUUCACGUAUUGCUCAAAGUUCAUCUGAAAUUAAUCAUUCUUCUUCUUCUUCCGAUUGCUCUACAUCAUCUUCCGAUACUUGUUCAUCGUCUUCCAUAUUAUCAUCAACAAGUAUCAAACGUUGUAUAUGUCAUGAUCAAGAAAUAAAUUCAGAUAUUCAACAAUCUUCUAUAAAAUAUUCUAAUAUAACACCAUUAGCUACAUUUCAUGCACAUAAAGCUAUAUUAAUAUCUCGUUCAUCAUCAUUUGCUAAUCAAAUGCGUUCGAAUAAUUCCAAUAAUUUCAGUCAUAAUUUAAAAUUACCUCCAAUGGAUUUAUAUAUUGAUGAUCUUGACCCAUCAACUGUUCGUGCUAUGUUAAUUUAUAUCUAUACAGGUCAUUUACCAACAACAAAUGAUGAAAUAUAUAAUAAUUUAAAUGCAAUUGAUUUAUUUCGUGCUGCUGUUAAAUAUGAUUUAAAUGAACUACGUGAUUUAACAAAAACAACAAUGUUAGAUGUAUUAAAAAUUGAUAAUGCUAUUGAAAUGCUUGAAGUUAGUGAUCAAGCAAAUGAUGCAUUACUUAAACAACAGAUAUUAGCAUUUAUACGUUCGAAUGCUUUAGCUAUAUCGAAAACAACAAAUUGGUUAAAUUUUACAAAACAUAAUCCACAUUUAAUAAUUGAUGCAUUUCGUUCACUUGUUACACCAACAAUAACAAAACAUAAUAAUUUAAAUCAUCAUCAUCAUUCAACGUCAUUAACAACGACAAGUAAAUAUCCGAAAUAUGAUUGA
Adineta steineri is the source of this 2034-nucleotide messenger RNA. The record is from the annotation of a GenBank genome assembly. NCBI's taxonomy places the organism in Eukaryota, Metazoa, Rotifera, Eurotatoria, Adinetida, Adinetidae.